ACCCGGACGUUCGAGGGAGACGCGUCUGUCUUCUGUGGCACGUACGCGUCGUAUCGGUACGCACGUUGUUCGCCGUCGUGGUCGUAACGUAACAAUCACGCUCGAUCGUAAAUAACUCGCCGACCGGGGAGGUCAACGUUCGACCGUGCCGAUUAUUAUUCGCGGGUAGAUAGACUCGACAGUGCGCGAAAAAAUCUGGAGACGCGCGCUGACCGCAUCGCACGAGGCUCGAAACGAAGAGUGAGAGGAAGGAAGAGAGGGAGAGUGAGAGGACACACGAGCACACCGUGGAAAAGAGGGUGGGAACGGCGAAGAAAAAGCUCUCUCUAUCUCGACUGCCUCGCCGGCUUUCCACGGCCACGAAUCGAUACCACGCGACCGUCGCCGCCGUCGGUCGUUCCUCUCUCUCGACCUCUUCUCGUCGUUCGCUACUCGUGCCUACCAACCACGCUCGCGUCGAUUUUUCCUCUCUCUUGACGCGCUCGCCGACUCGUGGUUGUCUCCUCACGGUCGCCGCCAUUCCGCAUCGACUGCACGAAACUUUUUUCACGGGGUAUCGCGUGUCGUCGUGACUUCGAAUUUUGGCGGUCGAGUUUCGCGCGAUUGAUGAUCGACGUUCGAUAAUCGCCGCCACGCGAGAAUGGCGCGACCGUAGUGGCGCGAACGUCGAACCCGCCAAAAUAACCACUGGCUGCUGCUGACGGACGACGCAGCCCGUUCCCUCGUCGAGGAUAGAGGACGUGAAAAGGUGAUACUGGUGUUAUCAGUGCGAGGCAGUGACAAUAACGGUUGUCCUCGACCGCGUACAGUGCUUUUUAUUUGUUCACGGAGGAGAAUCGACUCGGCCGGAAGCCCCGUGGUGCGUUACUCUGUGUGGCACGUGACGAUCGACGUUUGUUUGUUUUGGUGCUUACCGCCCACGGUGUUCGACCUGUUUCGGAGCAGUUAAUCGAAUCAUCGAGGACAUCUUGCGAAAUCGCUGACAACUUUCGUCCAGUGACCAGCAGGAUUUUCGCAACUGGAUCGUUGAAAAAUGUAGUUGCGGCUUUCGGGGCACGAGGGACACGAACGCGCAGAUCCACGCUGUGCGAAUCGCUGCAUCGCCAGACAGAGGGGCUGUGAUGAGGGAAGCCGGUUAAAGGACCCUGUGUCGCGCAGGCGCCGGUAGGAGUACAGGAAAGAUGCUGCCUUCCUCGAGAGCUUUAUUAAGCCCGCUGCUGCUUCUAAUCAUCGCUGGAAGCACCGGUGCCUUCGGCUCCCGACAAGGAGAAUGCACGUUUCCACCGAAAUGGGAGGGUACCUGGUUUCAAAGCGGAGUCACGCACCCUAUCGUCAUCUCCAAGAACGAGCUGUCCGGCAAGGGCAGGUGUCUGCACAACGAGGGCGACAAGUUCCUUCUAGUGAACCAAAAAUCCUGCUACCGUUGCGUCGUCAUUCACGAGAAGCACUCGAACGUUCUCCAGUACAAAGAAACUUACUGUAACAGUAGAAGCUCUCUCGCAUCCCUGUGCUCGUCCAUCACAGGAGAUGCCUUGCUCUAUUCGAUGUUCAGAGAGGAGGCGACACCUGUGCCGUGUCCCUUUCGAGGCCCCAUGACCUUCUCCUACAACCGAGGUCACGGAACCUGUUCGGUACCCGUCAGCAACGUCGACACCUGCACCGAUGACAGCAGAUUGCUCUUCAGAUACCAGGCGUGUCCGGACAUACCUGCCUCCGAAAGCGCAGUCGAAGAGUUGGAGUGCCUGGCCACCUGGAAGGAGGGCAGUAGCCGCUACCUGGUCGGCCGUUUACAUCAUGGACACGCGUCGAGUAACGAAGAUCGAUACCGAUGCUUCGUCUACGAGAAGGCUGGCCAAACAGUGCAGGGUAAUCUGCACAGAGCUGCCAUGGGCAUGGGAGCCGUGGAUCAUGAUGUCGGUUUACAGAGCGGACCUGUGCCCGAGGGUGCGGCCGAGAUAUACCGGGUGGCGCAGAGCGGAGACGCCACGUGCAACGGCCUGUUCAGCCCUAUGGAGGGAUCUCGGACCAUGACUCUCAUGAAAGUCUCGCCACCCGGCCAGUGUCGAUUUCCCAAUUGGUUGACCGGCCAUUCCAGCGGCGGCGGACUGACCUGGCACACCCUCGACCUGACCAGGUCUUACACGUUCCAUCCGCGGAACGCUUCCCUGCACGUGACCAGAUCCAACACCAGUUCCUCGAGAUUCGACAACGGUGGCCCGCUGGACGGCCAAUACGUCCCUGGCCAAGAGGAUCAGGACGUGAAAAUCCUGUGCAACAGCGUGAACCAAUCGAACUCCGCGCAAACGAUGACGAUGACCAUGCUGGUGGCGCAUUACACCGUCGGAUGUCGGAGCGGUUUUAUGUGCAUGACGUUCUACCGAAGGGACGGCCACGUGGUGGAGGUGCAGACCGGAAGCGCCGUUUCGAGGCCGGAAGAAGCUUGCAGCACGCCCCACUUUCAGCAGCACAACAUACCCUUCCUCACCUUAGUCACCAGUUCUCCAGAGCUACGCACGUGCCCGUACUUGGGAAAAUUUACCGUAACGGGGGUGAACCGGAACCAGCGGAACAUCCGCGAUAGCCGGAGGAACCAGCACCAGGAGGCCGUCAGACGGGACCGUGAAAAGGUUCGUCACGCUCAGGAACGAACGCAGGAGGAUCGCCGUGGCCGGAAGCUCGACUUCGAAGCGGAGAAACGUCGGGCGAACAACGAGUACCUCGUCCACGAGCGAAUGGGUCGACGAGCCAGAUCGAGCCGCAACAACAGAGGCCACAGGGAUCACAGCCUGGAGGAAGCGUCCUCGAAGAGAUCCCUGGACAUCGAAGACCUCCUUCGAGACCGUUCGUGGUCCAAGGUCAGAAGGCCGGAGGAAACACGGUCCAACGAAGGUUCAUCGAGGUCGAACGUCAGAAGAACCCACGACCUCGAGAAACGGUCGACGACCGUCGAGCAGAGAGACAGGUCGAGAAGAAUGCCGAAAAUGGAGGACUUCCGGGUGGACGCUGACGAUUUCGCGCGGAUCAGACAAUUCUGGACGCCCGACUUCGACGACUCCGACGGCUCGAGCAUCCUCGAGGUCCAGGAGGACUAUUUCGGCGACUAUCCGGACAGCUCGGACCUGCCAAAGAAGAGGUCGGGCAGGAACUAUCGGAGAAUGAUGUACAACGACCUGUCGAGGACGAGGAGGGACGUCGAGGAGCUCGACUCCGGGGACGACUCUUCCGAAAGAAGAGAAAAGAGGGAGGAGGAUAUUUCUAGAUGCAGCUCGGAGGUCACGACCAUCACCAUCGGCUGCUCCAACUUGGAAAAAAUGGAGUUUCAGACGGACUGCGUCGACGACAGCGCGAUCGCUUACUCCUGCCACGGUAGAUGGUUCGACGCCGAGGGCACCCAAUUCGUGAUCGCCACCCAACUGGCGCCCGGGACAACGUGGACCGGCGAAAGCAACAGACCCCAGCCCUACAGGAACAGCCGAAGAUUGUGCUUCAUGUACAAAGAGAGCGGCGGAGUUGUCAGUUUAACUGCCAGCGAGGUGGCUUGCCAAAGAGGAAUACCCCCGCCCCCGCCUAUGUUGGCCUUCAAUGCUACCAGUACCGGUCAAUGCAUGGAGGAGAACGGUGGCAUCGUCGCACGGUCGACGUACCUGAUGAUCGUCACCCUGACGGCGAUCGUCGCGAUAUACAGGUGAUUUUAAUCGAACGGACGACGAUCUCGCGACCGUUAAAUCGACGUUUGGUAAUCUACGUUAUCGGACACACCGUGUGAGUGACGAAGACCCGAAGGGUGGUACAUGUGUAUACAAAAAUAUAUAAAUAUAUAAAUAUAUAUAUAUGUAAUAUUAUUAUAUAUAUAAAUAUAUAUAUAUAUAUAUUAUACGUACUCGCCUUCGUCGCGAAAUCACCAGAAGAUCGGUCGAACGUCCGGGGCGAACGACAGGAAGCGAAGACAGGAAGAGGAAGAAAAAAGAAAGGAACAAUCGAUUCUCUGGCUUGGAACGCUCGCGUCCGUGGCUCCUGUUAGCCUCUCCGAUACGUCGGGAGAGAUUCGUGCUCGCACGAUCGUCGGAAUGUCUCGCAAAACGAGGGUGAAACGGCGGAAAAGAGAGAAACCGAUAAGUAAACGGGGAAACGGCGUAAAAUCGUGUCUCGAGUGGAGGGCAGAAGGGGAGGGUGGACGUUUCGUUACAGGCAAGAGGGGCACCCCCUGAUUCGAUUCGAUGACUGAGAACGAAACGUACAGGUCGACUGUAAUAAAGGGACGAGAGGCAAAACGCUGAUUUCUUUCGUGUAAGAGGGAUUCACCUCGUUCAGGAAGAAAAUCAGACGAGGGGUGGAAGACGGUUCGCAAAGGAGAACCGGAUCCGAUCGAGCCGGACGUUUUCCAUGGCGAAGAGAAAAGGAGGACACGCUCGUCGAGCGGAGAGUUUGUUCCUUCGUCGACGGGGAAGGGGAGACAGGGAAGUCUGUUUGUUCCUGAAACAGGGGAGGUCGUGGAGUCGGGAGCACGAAUUCCCCCCUGGCCAGUAGGUUUUUUACCGAUUGUAGCUCGUAGGCACUAGCUAAUUAAAUGGUCGGGCAAAGCCGACGAACGGAUGCAACUGCGCGAGUUCUCAUGGUCACGACCAUAUCGCGAGAGCGCGAUUCGCGGCGCACGAUUGAUCGGAUUCGCGCUGACGGAUCGAUUCUGCCGCAUCCCCGCCACCCCCAAACCCCAUCCCCUGGAACAUAACGGACGAACGAAACCAACAUCUCGUUUUAUAGCCAGUAAGACGGUCGACCGACGACGGUCGUUAUCUUUUAAGAUAGAAACUACAUAGAGAAUAGCUUUAAUAAGAAGCGAGGGGGUGGGCUGUUUACUCGGCAAACAUUUUUCACGCCGGAUGCUCCUUUGUUUCCACGACCUCAUCGAGCGCACCGUGAACGAGCGUGCCGUGUAUUUUGUAAGUUAUAAUUAUAUUGCUAUUUCAGAGCGAGAGAGUGAGAGAGUGACGCUCGAAACAUCGAGAACCGCAUUUGUCGAUGCGCCCUCGGCCUUUUCCACCCUGUAGAUUAGAGUCUAUGGUCUUUGUGUCCCUUAUUUCACUUGUCACGGAUGCAAGAGUAAAAGGUACCUUCUCUCGCGUGAAGUUUCUUUUGUUUUAUGAAACAGAAAUUAUAUCUAGGUUAAUUUCUUAUUAAUUUGGAAAACGAAAAUAAAGUUGACGCGAUAGAGGGUUCCGAUUGCACGCACCGUUAACUGCAUACACCUGAAAUAGAGGGUCCCGCCACAGGUCGCUACUUCCCAUCGAGUCUACUAACAUUCAAAAGUUUAAUCCUACGAAACAAGGAUGGUUCCGCAUUCGCUUCGACAACAGAUUUUUCUGUCCAUUCAGCGAGAUUCAGUUACCGCGUCAGAUAUUAACGAGCGUAUUAAAAGUUGAUCGCGCUAUAGCUGUUACGCAAUGGGCACAAAGGACUAUCAGCCGCGUUGUAGCUGAACGGUUCGCUGUGGCCAUUAUAUAAUAGCUGUAAUAGCCUCUGGCCGUAUUAAUAACCGAGCGAGGAUACCGUUGGAAAAAAAUACACGUUUCAAAGCUUCCGAUUACCUGCAUUAUUUUUCUAUCGCGUGAUAAAAUAAAAAAGGCCGCGUCGUUCUCGAGUCCACGAUGUUUCGAGAGCUGGAUGAACGAUCGAUGCCCGCGGAUUUAUUAAAAAUACACGAAAAUCCUUUGCCGAGUAAAACGUUCGUUCCUGCGAGGAGAGUGAUCGUGAUGGGUGAGAGAUUGAAUCGACACCGACGGGUGUGUGUAUAGCGGAAGUGUGUCAAAGUAUUUAAGGAGGUAAUUCUCAACGCAAUACAAUCUACCGUGUAGUAGGAUUAUUUGGCGCGUCGGGGAAUCGAGAGAUGAGAGGCACGAGGAAAGAAUCAAAGCCUAACGUUCCCACGUUUCCCAAUUUGUACCAAAAUAAAGAUGCACUCUGAACGCUUGCGAGUUGGAAAAUUAAACUAAACGAGGUAAUUAUAACUUCUCGAGCAUAAACACACAUUUCUUUGUAAGAAUACCUAUCGAUAGCACAUCGUGAAAGAUUUAAAAGUGUCAUAGCUCUUUCGUCUAAAUUUACAAUGCCGUUGAACUUUUGUCUGCCCUCUAUUUUCGAGUUUAUCUCUGACAGUAUUUAGAGUACACGCAGUUAAAUAUGAACGAUGCCCGGAACGCCAACAUGGAUAAUAUUUCUGGCAUGUCAAGGCGACGGGUGUUUCAACGAUUCGAUUAAUUAAUUCAGGAAACGGGUACUAAUGAAGGCCGUCGCUGAAUCCAUUUGCCGACACUUUAGGAACGCCGAUAUUCUUGGAGCAACCUGUUAUGCAUCCAGUUCAUAAUUUUCUAUGAAUAGUACAGUUAACGAUGGAACAAUACAACAUUUUGGUACAUUGGCUAAUUUUUGGAAAUACAAAGACUGGAGUAAUUUCGGAAGCGGUGAAACACAUUCGAGAAGGUAGUAUUCUUGCAAGGCUAUGCGAUUUGCUAUGGUAUUCGAGAAGUUUGUGAUAAAGCAUCUUUGCUUGCAUAAAUUUAAUUUUCAAAUUAACGUCCUCCUAAUUUUUAGCAAAUUUUUCUGGGGUCUUUGCCUAUCAGGUGCAUCCAAAUUGAUGCAACCAUCGAAGCACAAACCCUCGAACCUGCGCGGAAGGGAGCGAGGGAACGUUCGAAGGUGGAAACAAUCGGUGGCAGGAUGUGUAAAGUGUAAAAUUGUAACUGUGAUGGGCUGUCCGUGCCGUUGUGUCGUGUCACGUCGGACUUUCCUCGACCCUUCGGUGCACUGCGGCCCGGAAUCUCGAUGGAACACGGCUCUGAUUCUUCCUCGGCCAUGAUCUUGGUUGUUUCUCGUUUUGAAGCGUCGACGGGUCUCGGAGAGAAAUUCCCGCGAGGGCGAUUAUUCAAGGUUUAUCCGCGUGGAUCGCAGAGGAGGGGAUGAAUCGAAGAUCGAAACGCGCGAGACAAAUCGGCCACUUGUUCAGACUCCUAUCAGACCAAGAGAGAACGGGGGUUGUGGGAAUAUUUUAUUAAAGAGCCGAAAAAAGAGGAGGGAAGCUGGCCACGGCGGCGUCGCAGGUCGAAUCAAAAUGUAAUUCCUUGCAACGAGUGUGGCAAGAAGCGGCAUGGCGUACGAUUUACGAUUCACCCUGCGCUGAAAAUGUUACACAGAGUGUGGCGCUUGGACGGGUCGCUGGGACAAUUCGGUUAUUUUUGACGGUGGACAAGAACGAUUGAAACGAUUCUUGGUUUCGAGAGGAGCGCAAGCUGAUGCAAUUAGUUUUUUUUUGUAGAUGAAGGUGCGAAAGAAACACGAAGUUUAUACGAAGUCGCGGACAUAAAAAUUAACGAUAUCGUACUUCGUCUCCUUUGAAACCACCAUUUUGUUUCCCAUCAGAAGUGACCCAGUCGUUUGGGUGGUUUUUGCUUCGAACGUCUCAGGUUGUACAUGGUCGAUAAUUGGCGGCGCCCGCCGCGCGUGUUCGAAAGUAAACCUUUGAAUCGCGAAGGAAUUACUUUCUCGGGACCUCGGGGCGCGCACGUUAACAUAAGCAAUAAGCAAUAAACUCACGCAAUGGCUCAACCGUGUGCACGAAAAACGUUGCGUUUCAAGAGAGGAUCUGUACCGAAGGAGAUCGCGAACGUUGGACCCAGAGAUGUUCUACUUGGAGAUGGGCGAAAUUUAAUUCGAGCAAUGGAUUAAUAAAACCACCGUAUAAGUACUCACAAUUAUUGCCACGAUAUAUAGCUUCAUUUUAUAAUUCAAGCUUCGUAGUUUCAUCGAACGAAUUCAGAGGUUGUUCACGUUUCAUUUGUUACUUGGCAUUUUCAACUAGAUGAGAAUUUCGCCCACCUCUGAUUCUAUUGUAUAUUGGUUCGUCCGAUCGGAUUGUUCGCGACCAGCGAGUGCGGCGAAGGGAGAAAAGGAAACGAAGGGACAAGCGGACACGGACCGAUCGAUCGCGAGGGUAGGAUGCUACGAUAUUAUUGUAACUAAUACAGAGUCUAUAUUAUAUUAUUAUAUUAUUGUACAAGCAUCUUUGUAAUAAUUAACCCGUACCGAGUGACGAGAGAACACGCGAAGGGGGAGGACGAGCAACGGUGGCACGAUAGAGGAGUACGCAACGGAAGACGAUGAGAGAAACGUAAAAAGAAACAAAACAACACACACAAAAUACAUGUGAAGAGAAGUAUAUAUAUAUAUAUAUACAGAGAGAAUGAAACGUAAAAGCCAAUCGCUAUUUUACCAUUUUUGCAAUCGCGGUAAACGUAGUUUUUACGCCGUUACGCUUUCCUUGAUGUUCGUUUUACGACGCGGGCGGGGGUGGGCCUUUGAUCCUCGAGAAUGUCUCUGGCCGCUGAUACGAAUAUCCUAAAUCGAUCCCUGCUUUUGACCGUGAUUGCGUUCUCGGCUCCUCCUACGAAAAGAAUUCUUAACAAACUCGGCGUCUUUCUCGGGAUCCGAGAAAGCAGGUUCGAUCUAACUUGUGCGGCGAGUCAAGGAAUUUGGAAAAUAUCUUCGAUUUAUUUGCCGCUAUACCCAGUUUACUCGAGCGAAAUUUCAUUGCAAUCGCUUGAACGGCUCGAGAGAAAACGGGUCCUGAACGUCAGCAAUUUUCCUAUAGAUUAUAUCUCAAACUUCGAAGACCUUCGUGAUCUUCGAGGUUCCAGCUAUGACCGUCAAAGUGUCGAGAACCUUUCGAUACCCGAAACCAAGGAAUUGGACUCUUAAAGAAUUCCCUUUUAAAAAUGAGCUGUACGCAGCAGAGAAAACCGAAGUGUGUUCGGCUACGACGUGCUUUUUCUUCGUCGUCGAGAAAAUCUCAAAGCGCGGAAAGAGAAAAAUCUCUCCGCGCGGGAUGCGGAAAAAUGCGACGGAUCAAAGGCUCCCCUCGAAGGCGUUCAUUUAAUCGAGCGAAUGACGCUCCUUUUCAGAGCUCUCGGUAGAGAAGGACCGAUCGACUUUCGUUAGGCUUCCCGACGAGUAACGUCGACGAGCUACUUCGCCCGUUUUGGUCCUACCGCGCGACGAGAAAUCGCGGAUCGACGAGCCACGAUGAAGCAUUUUUCAUUCGCGUUUUGUUUCCCCUUUUCAGUUAAUUUUCUCAGCUCCGGGACGAGUAAGGACACUUAGCGGUUAGGACUUUUAACGAUUAGCACCUUAGAUGCCGUACUGUACCUAAGGGAAUGCAGCGUAUUUAGCGUAACCUUAAUGCGACACUUAGCGGUUAAGGAUUCACUAGCUUCGUAGCGGUAAUAAGCUCAUUGUGACAGCAAUCAGAUGCCCCGCGGUCCAAUCGCGAACCAACCCCCCUCCAAUGACCAUUUUCUUUCAUCGCAGGGCCUUAGGUCCUUGCUUGUCGAGAAAAUAAUUUCAUAUAUGAGAGUCAUAAUUUGACAAAUAUAUAUUUUAAUUUAUGCUUCCACCCUUGCUGUGGAUUUAAAAAAAAAAACAAUGAUCACGUAUAAAUAAGAAAUACGGAAGAAGAAAAUGUCGGAUUUAGAAUUCUUUUGGGGGAGGUUUAUUCCAGUCUUAUUAAACAAACAGAGCGCAAGAUACGAAAUCUUAAGAGUAAGGUGGUGGAAUUAAAAUUUACUCUCGAUACGUGAAAUUACAGGUCUCGUGGGUGAAAUUACUUUCUUUCAUCGCUCAUCUUUUUACCCGCCAUGCUUUUCGCGAGCCUCGAAACUCGGUUUCUUAUGGAGCGUGCGUGGAGGAUACUUCGUCUGCGAAUCGAAGGGGAGAGAAGCGAGAUUAGACCAGGGAACCAUGUGGUUUCCAUUUUUCUCGAUCCGACAAAGCACCAGUUUCCAAAUUCCGCGUUUAAAUAAUCCCGAACACCGGACCUCCCGAGUUUCUGCUUCUGUUCGGACAGAUAUACGCAUAUUUGAACUACGGCUAUCAUACCGAAAGUCAAACAUUACCUUCCGUGUCCAAAUAUCGGGACGGCGGUAGACUCGAGUCAAAGAACCAUCGGGAUUCGUUCGAAAUUCGCGAAGUUAUGGCAUCGUCGCGGAUUACCGAUUUAACGGCCAGGUUUCGCAGGUCCAGCCCUCGCGAUUUUGGAUAAUCUGUAUUCCCGAUUCGAACGUAAAGUUUCAUUCUAUCUUUCCCUGUGAAAGGAAUUUCGAAUAGUCCUGUUCGACGUGUCCUUUCGCGUUGCCUUUAGAAAUAGCGACGAAACUAAAACUUUUUCUUUCGAGUGUCCCUACUUAGGCAACUUUCGUCCAUUUUCCAUAAAAAUAAGUUCGGUGUCCCAAGAAUUUCAUACAGAGCACGAUUCGACAUGAAUUGGUUGCCUCGGGCUAGGUUCUUAAGCGUGAGAAUUUUUCUCGUUACCUCGUGCCCCAAAGCGCACCACUAUACAUCACAAUACAAUUUCCUAGCUACACAAAUUUCAAGCCGAUAAACCCGCGCGUAAAAUUUGCCCAACCUCAACUUACGUUUCCUCUAAAAGAAAAAUAGUGGCAGAAAAAUAGCGUCGCGCGUUAAGGGUUGGAAUCGUAAUGAACUUGUCGUCGAUCCCCGUUACGAAGGAACAAUCGCGCGGGACGUGUAUCGAUGAUCGAAAAGGGGGUGGAAAGAGUAUAUCCAGCCCCGAGCAGCGCCGGUCGUCUCGACGCUGGUAUUCUGUUAUUUUCGAUUUGCCUGGCACAAACAACGCCGAGGGAUUUGAUAAUUAUCAGAGCAUCUCCAAACAUCGUUACUGACCGACUGCCUACGCUCGUGCCAGUCGGCCUCUCGUCAAACAUUAUGCGCACCGCUUAAUGAGAUUGAUGCAAUCGGCCUACGCAUUUAAUCCAGUUAAUUUACAUUGGGUCCUAAUAUCGCACGCGAAUAUUCUGCUAAUGCAGUCGGUAAUGAGAAACAGAAAAUUGCUUGCACAACCACCCCCCCCCCCCCCCCGGCCCCCCCCCCUCGCUGUCCCGUCCCGUUCUCGCCAACCUCCAACGCGGUCCAAUUUCAACUUGACGCGUUUUCGGUUUAUUCGGAAUCAUUGCGCCCCCAAUUGGGAUUUUCAUCAGGCGUCGGGAAUUAAUUUAACUUCCCAACAACGAGGAAACGCCGAUCGAUGGGGAACAAAUCGCUGAAAUUGCCUCUGAUCAAUUAUUUUUUCCUGAAUCGUUACACGCAUCAAAUUGCAUUCAUAUCGGACCAACCUGUGGGACGAUCAUCUCGCCAAACCAGGACCGACGACGAUCUCCGGGGCGACUCGGAGUGAAUAUAAUUCGCCCUUGUAGCUUGCGAGUUGAGAUUAGAAGUUUAAUUGUUAAGAUAACUGGCACACCAGUCUCGCUUUCGAUAUCAAGAAUAGAUCGUCUUCGGGUGACCGACUCGAGGGUUCUACGCGACUAAAAAUUUAAUCGAAGAAACGAGGUUGGAUCGUGGGACGAGGGUGUGUCGCGAAACUACUAAAGAUGAGCCAGAGAUCGCGGGAACCCAGCGGAAAUGCGGCGAAGGAGAGCUGGACGCGUUUACGCGACCUGGAUGGCGGUUAACGAUUUUAUGGAAACCCGUCUAAUGGGUUUAUCGGAUUACUUCCGCGUCGGUACGGGUGCUCCGCCGCGGUUUAUUAUUCCCACACUGUGGAUUACGCGCUCAUUCUUGAAUCUUCCUCGCCGCCGCGCCCCGCAAAGCCAGAUCCUUCAGGAGCGUGGACGCGUUCGCAGACAUUUGCCAGCGGCCAGAAUCGUCCGAAAUUUCCACGAAACUUGAACCCCUCUCCCCCGUCCCAUAAUACGAGAACCUAAUUGCGCGAUACUUAAUCCGAAACGUCCUUUUACGAGGAACAUAAAAUUUCCCGCGAUUCUCGUGGCAAUUCCGUUUACUGCGAACUCGACCGCCUCUAGUUCUCGCUAAAGGAGCGUGUACACGACGGACAAAGACAAAACCAAGCUUGAGAUUUUAUUUCGGCGCGAGGAUUAAAUUCGUGAGAUCAGGACUUUGCGGAAAUGUUUGUAGACAACCGAGAUAUGGCCAUCGAGGUCGUGGGAUGCUUUCAGUCUCGCGGUUUCCUCGUAGACUGGUAACGUCGAACAAUGGAGCGCAGGAAUAGACUUAACGUCUCUAUGUAUAGAGCACUACCCAAAUGCUCUUUUACUCGAAAAGGUGUGAGAAUUAAUUUCUUUACCCCCGUAGGUGUACACGUCCCUUUAACGAGGAUUUGACUUUCUGAUUCCGCGAAGGAGCGUCUCUUUGAAGAAGAGAUUGAUUCUGGUCGCGACCCUCCGCGAGGUCAAUAGCCGAGGCAACCCAUAAUGGUUCGGGAUGACGCAUUCAGGAUGAUUUGAAACCGUCGGUGAAAGAUUAGAAAGGCACCGCGCCAUAUGGGGACCGUGGGUCCACCCUGUUCUUCCGAACGUCUCUCUGCGUACGCUCCACCGAGUCGGGGACGUUUUCAAUCAAGGGACAAUCAUCCCUCGACGAGCAAUCGAACCUUUUUAUCGAAUCAUCGCGGCCCCGGCGUAUCCCUCCUUCGGGCGAGAUGUCAGCGGCCGAUCAUCGAACAACGACGAGAAUACUUUUUUCGCGGCGGGGGUACAUUUCGGAGCAAUACGAGAGCGAGUGAGCGUGUGCGCGUGUGCUCGAGGGUGCGACAGACAAGACAGAGCGAAUGGAUGUGGAUGAUAAGGAGAUAGAGAGAAUCACAACGGGACGUUGUCCUGGGAGAUAUUUAAAUGGAAAUACCUGGACGAAGGAGGCAAUAUUUUAUACUGACAAAGCAUACAAAACUCUCGAACACUUUGUUAUUUUAAUUUUCAAUAAAUGAUUAUUAUCAGUGUUAUAACGUUCUCGGUGUGCAAUCAAUCCUUUAACCCCUUGACGACGACGAAGAUUCGGACGAACCUCUCGAAAGAGUCGACCGAGAUGUCCUGCCUACUGCUUCGAAAAUUCGUAUUCUCUCCAUUCUUCGAAGAAGUUUCGGCCGAACGUAACCUACCCUUAAUCGGAUCGUUAUUGUUACGACUGCGCACAUAUUAAGAUGUAUAUAGGACACACUAUCACCAGGUGGAAUAAAUAUAGCGGCCAUACACGUGCAAAUGGGAAUAGAGUACGUUACCCAAGGUUACAAGCGUGAUUAUGGAGAGCACAAUAUACGGUAAUUGAUUAAUUUUUAAUUGUAUUAUGUCAAGCUACUCAAGCAGAGAGCUCGGUGUGCACUAUGACAUAAAAUUGAUGCUCGCGAGUUGAAACCUACAUUUUGAGAACGCAGGUAGCGAGUUACAAGCAGUAUUAUUAAACGUAAUUCAAGUAAUAAUAAAUUAUUAUUUUAAAUAGUAAUUCCUGUACACGCUAUCUGCGUUUUUAACAUACAGAAUGUUUAUACGAGUAAUGUUUGAUACCUGUUUACUAAAAAAAAAAACUCAUGCGCUAGGUAAGCGAGGUUGUAUGUCGACUCAUCGUUGCACUCACACAUCUGUAUCAUUGUUGUACGUAUUCCAACUGGUGAUUUCGCAUACGUGGCUACUUCCAACGGAUUAUACUUUUUUAUUAUCAGAGCAACGUAUGCGUGAAUUUUGAGCUAUGGGGCGACAGGACCGCGGGGCAACGGCGAGGACAAGAUUCCAUUUCGAUUUAGGGGAUCGAUCUCUACUCGAUCGACGAACGGGGAACAGCGGGUGCACGAUCUUCGCGUACUCGUUUCAAUUUUUACUGGAAAUGCCUGUAUUAUGCUAAUCGUGGGCUUCGAUGACCAGAUAACUCUCGAGGGAUACCGAAGAAAAUUACAACAUUGAUCGUACACGUCACAGAUGCAUAAAAUUGAAAGCCUAGUGACUCACGGAUAGAUUCUUUGGAGCAGGUCACGGCUAGCUCGAUGAAAGAGACGUUUCGCCUUAUUUAGUUGGAUGAGCGAUCGAGGACGCUCCCGGCGGCGAUUUCGUGGCCGCGGCACAACGAACGAUUUUCCCACUGGUAGCGUAAAAAUAGCAUCCACCCCGAGAAAAAUAUACGUCGCUGGAACAGUUAAUAGAAUGUCGAUUCUCGAGCUGACACGUGUCGGGCGCGAUCGGGGAUAAAAGCUGCCAGAACGCACGACGAACGUGGCCGAUAAAAUGACAGCGCUCGAGCGUUUGUAUGACGAGGAUCUCUCUUGUUAUACAGGGCGGGGUGUGACUCCUGCCAGCGGCCAAUGAAGACACGAUUUCCCUUUGUAAAGCUAGUCGAAAUCGCGAAAUAACAUUUUGCGAGACGGAUGAAUACGAAGGUCCCAUCUUGGUUCUAUUUUAUUUGAAGAAGAUAUCGGCGACAACGGUAUUUCUAUAGAUAUAUAUCAAUUGGAACGUUUGUGGUGCAUGGACACAUUUUAAAGAAAAUGACACCCUUUCGUAAAAUAUAUGGAAAAUUUUACUUGAAUUUAUCUCUAUACGUUUCUUUCGUUGAAAGGACCCUAUAGAUUCGAUUUGAAAAAUUUUUGUCACGCUCAUCGCACUACAAAUUCCAAUGUCUCGCUAUCAGAUACGUGACACAAAUCAGACAUCGAUAUUAAUUAUCACUUAUAACGGAUCAAUAGCGAAAGAUUUCACAAAUAUACACACCCGAUUAUCUCGUCAUUUACGUAAUUAGUUUAUUAGGUCGAACGGUAUUGCGAUGUACUUGCGAAAUUGUUGAAGUCUUGUACGUGUGUGUUGUCGGUUGCAAUUCGAUUAUCAGCGAAAUUGAUCGUCGACCAGUAUCGGUAGCUUGAGAAGUCUUUAAAGCCGGCAGUUAGCUUGAGAAAGGACGGGUUGAUAUAUGACGAAACGAGUAAACAAUUUUCUAAUUGAACUCGAACAAUUUUAAUCUCAGCUGCUUAACAAACAAGGACGUUGGCUAACACGUUUUUAUUCCAGAAACUCCACGUGACGAUUAUGUCUCAAGGUUUACUCAAUUGAACAACUACUCACGUUAGCUUUUAUUCGAUUUUAUCGGUCUGUCUAUAUUAGAACAUUUUUAUUUUACUAUUGGAAAUUUUUCAAAUUCGCCCACAUAUAUUCCUGUUUCUCUUUAUCAAGUUCUUUAUCACAUACUUCGUCUAAAUGUCUAGACUCGGUAAAGUGCGAUACACAAGUGUUAUUCGAAAUCAUAGUUCGAUCGUCAACUUCAGAUUAUAAUUGGUAUCUCGCAAGACUAAAGCUGUUUAUCUUUCAUCUGGGACUCGAAUGAAUAUUUUUUAUUUCGAGGAGACUUUUGCGCGUCGCUGCGCAUCUUGUUUGCACUACCCAUCGCUUACGUCGCGUGCACGGUACACCAAUGACGCAAACGCUCGAUCAUUAGCCGGUUCGGGGUUUAAUCGCGUCGAACGAUUCAAUUUGACGAGCCGAGCGUACACGGAUCGGCUCGGCCCAUCGGAACACGCGUUUCGAUUCCCUCGAUUACGACUUUUCGACGCACUGUGCGUUACGAAUUGCGCAAUCACGUCGGACUCAACAGAGCGCGGCGGCGCUCUCGUAAUCGAGCACGAUUAAAGAUCGACACGCGAUCGCCUCUACGCUUGAUAAUUUGCUGGGAAUCCGGUUUCGUGAUCGACGCUGAAGGCAGCCCGAAUUGAAGCUCGUGCACGCCAAUUGUUACCCUUUUCGGGCAAUUAUUAAGUUUACUUAGAACUUUUUUAACUCUUGACCUCUUUUACUAACGAGCCUUAAUUUCAGCGACACUAUGGACACUAUGAAUUCGAUGACAAAACGCUACGAGCUAAAUACUGGGUAUUUUAUUCGCUCGAGAAGCUCAUGAUUAGUAACAAGCUUGUUUCGUUGAUAAAUCACGACCGUGCCCCCGAUCGUCCCCGCCGCUGUUCAUCGAACAGAAGGAACAAGAGAUAAUUAAGCUAAACGAAGUAACCUAUAAGAGGGAAUAUUAAAGCAUGGGGAAAGGGAGUUAUUGUAGUCUCUGUCGAAUGAAUGACGAUAAAGCAAUACCGCGUGAACGGUGGCGUGCGUGCGGCGAGCGUAUGUGGAAGCGCGAAAUCGAAGGAAAAGCGAACGUCGAAGGAAGGAAUGUGGAAAUGCGAAUGAUUAAAGAGUGUGUAAGCUACCUGUGCCUUGUAACAAACUAUGUAUGUAUAUACGUAUUAUAUAUACGCAUGGUCACACGAGGAGGAGAUAAAAAAAAAAAGUACAUUGCAUACCACACACAAAACACGAUGUGUAAACACUAAACACGUAAACUCUCACGGUAAUACAUACUAUAUACAUAUACAUCUAUAAACAAUCGUUGCCGUCUCUUCUGGAACGCAGCAAGAAAACGAGAACCCCUUUCUCAAUGAAUUUUCGUUCAACGCGCGCACGAGAAUUCGACGCAGGACGAAGAGGACACGCGAGGAGCAAUGGGCGCGAAAAGGCGGUGACUCGAGAAACGAACAAAAGAAACGGUGAAAUAUGUUGUUGAAUUAAACGGAAAAGCAAACAAAAAAAAAAGAGGAAAAUAGCAAUAAUCGAAUCUCAGACUGAAUUAUUAAACGGUGGAAAAUAACAAAAAAAAACAAAUAAAAGGACAAAAAAAAAGAUAAGAAGAGGAAUGGGAUAAUACACCGCAAUCUUUGUUGUCGCGGCGGCGACGCGCGAGCGUGUUAAUUAUUAUAAAUACUGUUACAGUGUCUUGCUACAUUGGGGAGAUUAAAAUAAAAUCUCGAAGCUCGA
Molecule: messenger RNA, 16634 nt
Organism: Hylaeus volcanicus
Lineage: Eukaryota; Metazoa; Arthropoda; Insecta; Hymenoptera; Colletidae
Exons: 12
Coding region: 1182-3689 (835 amino acids)
Source: RefSeq, a predicted model, not a curated record